Prinia subflava (tawny-flanked prinia) is the source of this 5063-nucleotide messenger RNA. It is a transcript of the gene OPCML, whose product is annotated as opioid binding protein/cell adhesion molecule like. Lineage: Eukaryota; Metazoa; Chordata; Aves; Passeriformes; Cisticolidae. The coding region runs from base 246 to 1259 and encodes 337 amino acids. The record is from RefSeq and is a predicted model, not a curated record. The transcript has 8 exons.
GUGCACGCACGGAGCCCGGUGCUCCUGCUGCCAGUUGUGUGCGAGCGCGUGUGCGUGUGCAAGGGGAGAUCAGACACGCCGGCUGCCCGCUCCCGUCUCUCCCCCUCUCUCCAGCUCGCUAACUCCGUCUCCCUCCCUCUGCAAACAUUGGAUUUAAACCUGCUCAGAAUUCAGCGCAGACCAAGAGCAGCGGCGGCAGCAGCAAGCAGCAAGCGGCGCAGCCGCUCGCCCACCGCAGCUCCAAGAUGAACCAUCCCGCCUGCUGGAUCGUCUUCACGGCCACCACUGCCCUGCUCUUCAUCCCAGGAGUGCCCGUGCGCAGCGGAGAUGCCACCUUCCCCAAAGCCAUGGACAACGUGACAGUGCGGCAAGGGGAGAGCGCCACGCUCAGGUGUACUGUGGAUGACCGGGUGACGCGGGUGGCGUGGCUGAACCGCAGCACCAUCCUGUAUGCCGGCAAUGACAAGUGGUCUAUAGACAACCGCGUGGUCAUCCUGUCCAACACCAAGACCCAGUACAGCAUCAAGAUACACAACGUGGACAUAUACGAUGAGGGCCCCUACACCUGCUCUGUGCAGACAGACAAUCACCCCAAGACUUCACGCGUCCACCUCAUCGUGCAAGUGCCCCCCCAGAUUGUCAACAUCUCCUCGGACAUCACCGUGAAUGAGGGCAGCAGCGUGACCCUCAUGUGCCUGGCCUUUGGGAGACCGGAGCCCACCGUCACGUGGCGGCACCUCUCCGGGAAGGGGCAGACCUUUGUGAGUGAGGACGAGUACCUGGAGAUCACAGGCAUCACACGGGAGCAGUCCGGCGAGUACGAAUGCAGCGCCGUCAACGACGUGGCCUUCCCAGAUGUGCGGAAAGUCAAAGUUACUGUCAACUACCCGCCCUACAUCUCCAACGCCAAGAACACGGGCGCCUCGGUGGGCCAGAAGGGCAUCCUGCAGUGCGAGGCCUCGGCCGUCCCCGUGGCGGAGUUUCAGUGGUUCAAGGAGGACACCAGGUUAGCGAACGGGCUGGAGGGCGUGCGGAUCGAGAGCAAGGGCCGCCUGUCCACGCUGACCUUCUUCAACGUCUCGGAGAAGGACUACGGCAACUACACGUGCGUGGCCACGAACAAGCUGGGCAACACCAACGCCAGCAUCAUCCUCUACGGGCCCGGAGCGGUGCACGACGGCGGCAACGCGGCGUCCCGGGUGGCUGCUGGCCUCUGCCUCUGGGCCACCCUCCUGGCCCGCCUCCUCCUCGACUUUUGAUAAGGGAGCGGAGGGUCCCGGGAGGCCUCGCCGCACCUCUCCCCCGCCGUGGGCUCGGCCGCCGCGCCGCCCGGGGACUCCUCUCCGUCGGACGGGCGACGCACCGGAGGACGGGCGGCGGCGGCGCCGAGCGUCCGAGGAUGGCCCCGUCUCCGCCGUGCCGGGAUCGUCCUCGCCGCCGGUCACGCUGUACAGACCCCACCACGUGCCACCAGACUGUCACCCGCCACCGUCGCCCCGGGGUGCGGCCCGGCACGGCCGGUGCCCCCCGGGGGCACGGAGCCGUCGGGGCCGGUGCCGCCCAGAGCCUUCACCGGGAUGUCCGUCUCGUCGUCUCACUAAGCCGCCUACGCCCAAAAAGACCCCAAGGUUGAAGCCUCCUGGCUCGGCCUUCAGCCCUCUCGGUCCUGAAUGUCAGUUCUCGUCGCCAAAGCUCCUCCCUAAGCACCCCGAUGUCGCCAGGGCCCCAUCACCUGCCUCUGCUCCUGACAGGAUGCUCUCUGGCCCUCUGGGAGACACAACCACUUGUCCUCCAAGGGUCACUCACUUCCCUCUACUCUUUAUUCCAGCUGACAUCGUAUCCCUGUGCUUCCCACUAAAACCCCCUCACCUUCCUGAGGGCACGAGGCUGCUCUCCCAGGAAUGUGAGCCCUGGGGACUGCCACCAGCCCUCCUGGAGACUAAAGCCUUCUUGCUGCAUCGGACAGUCAGGCCCUCACUCCUCGCUCCCCUCCCAUUCUGCUGCUGCCCCCCUGACGGCAGGGGUUGCCCCAUGGCUCGCACCUUGAUGCUCUGCCAGCACUUUCUGGGGAGGUUUCUUUGGGCUUGUUUUCCAAGCACUUUCCAACCUGCACAUCAAAAGCACAGCAUCACCAGCGUGGGGCAGAGGCUCUGAAUGACAGAUCGAAACACCAGCUGACAAGGCCCAUUUGCUAUGGCUCUGACACUCAUGACCAUCUGUAUCUGCCCCGCUGAGGGCCCUGAGCUGCAAUGUCUUCACUCUGCCUUGUCUCAUGCCCAUCACAUGCCCCUGCCUGAGGAAAGUCUGAUGUGUCUGACCCUGUGGAGGAGGCCUGGGCUCUGUUGAUUUGCUGUGCUGGCACAGCAGGGACAAGGAUGCAUCCAAUGCUCCCUGCUGCAACUUGCCUGCGACACCAAAACAGACACACCCAGACUCUGCCCUCUCUGCUUCUUCCAGCUGCCCUGGGAGCUGCCAUCCACGGUGGCGGUAGCCACGUCAUCUCCCUGCCUAUGGAAUUGUGCUCCUGAUACCCUCGUGCACCAUGGACCCCCUUGCCUGGUACAUUGUGGCAGCCCUGAGCCUUCUUGUCACUCCAUGGCCACCCAGGAAUGUUUUGGGACCACAGUCUGGAGAUGGACACUCCCAUCCUGCUCCUGAAAAGUCACGCGUGGCACUGGACCCUAUUGCUGCGACAGGGAGACUCGACUACAGCAAGGCACUGAGCAAGCACACCGAGUGUCCCCUGUCCUGGCCCGGUGCCUCCCCGUGCCUUGUCCCUUCCCUCUCCCUCCAUACGUGAGAUGACUUAAGAACAACGGCCACGCACAUGCUGUCUUCCCCAUGCAAGCUCUGCUGCUGCCCAAACCUGCUUUCUGUGGCUGGAAGGAAGCUGGGGCGCCAGCCCUCAGCACAAAAAAUGGAAAAAACCACCCUGAGCCAGAGGCCAUGAUGGGCCCCCACCCUGUUCUCUAUGCAGCCGUGCCCGUCCUCAUCCCUGUUCUCAAUGGGCUGCCCAGGACCUGCUACAAAAUCUCAAUGGAUGCUCCUGCCCCUCCAACCCUGGAUGCUCAAGAUGUACCAUGGCUGAGUGACAAAAAACACCUGGCCCCAGGCAGGGGCUGCCCCAGUGCUGGCCUGAGGCGCUGGCUUACCUGGUGGGCGAGGAUCCGGCACUGACUGGGUGAGUCCGCGUCCUGCGGUCCCUGCGGUGCUGCUCUGCUUCUCCACUGGCAUCCAGGAAAGGUGGCACUGUCAGCGAUCCGGGUCCCAUCCCACGGCCCCGGGCACGUUUAUAGCGUGGGGAUGGCACUGUCUUCAGACAGCACAGCAACACGCACAUCCUUCCCCACACGCCCGCUCCAAAAGUACCGUGGGUGCAGGAGACACCUUGCCCUGAUGCCUUUACUGGUUUGCACUGCCCCACAACCGUCCCCUGCUGUCACCCCAUGCUCUUUCCUUGGUCAGCCCCAAACUUCUCUGUCCCCACAGCAGAAAUGCUGCAGAAUCACAGGGCCAGAGGCCAUGGCAAAUCAGAGAGCGGCGGCGACGAGAUGCCAUGACGCACACUGAGGCUGGCGGGCCUGGUGCCAGGGCUGCCCCCAUCCCAUCCUUGUCCCUGGGCCAGGUGGGCUCCCCUGUCCCCUGCUGGGACGGCAUUCGACUUUGUCGUGCCAUGUAACGUGCCAUUGUGAGGAACAUGUUGGCUGUCCGAGGCCGGCCCCACCGCGGCUCUGCCGGGUGGCAGACCCAUUUGUGACCACUGCUCUCCAUGUCUGGAUGCCCGGGGGGGUGGCCAGGUGCCCAGGGCGGGGGCAGUGCGGCUCUCGGGUCUCUCCUGCUGACGGCCGUGACGGCCGGUCUUGAGUUUCUGUCGAUCAUUGUAUUCCAAGGGUGGCUAUACUACCUGAGAUUUGUGCAUGUUACAUUGUAGUUGUAACCUUUUCUAAUUCGGCAAGAAUAAGAGAUGGUUGUGAUUGUGCAGUGUAUCAAUAAAGUUUGACGAACUUUGUACCUUCGGGGCUUUGCUUCACAGGCCCUGUGCACCCCAGGGAAGGGAUGCGGUGCUGGGCACCUGCUGAGCUGAGCUGGGAGGGCUCCCGAGUGCCUGGGACCUCUGCCCCUCCUGGGGUCUCACCCGGCACUUGGUUGGACCCUCUUUUGAUCGUCCCUUGUGAUAGUGAUGCUUCAAGCCCCACAGCUGGGGCCUGCUGCUGUUUGGGCCAUCCUUCACUCCAUCCAUGCAUCUCCCCUGGGAAUCCACCAGUGAGUCCCGGGUCCUGCCCACCUCUGCCUGCCGAUGAGCAAUGAGCACGCACCUGUUGAUGGAGUCCCUGCAGGGUAAGGACUGUCUUAGUUCUCAUCACUCACCUACGUUCAGUGGAAGCAGCAUGAUCCGGGGCCUCUUCUCCACGACUGAGACCUUCCCAGCAUCUCCUCCAUCAUCUUGCAACAACGUUCACUCUGACAACUAAACCUGCCCCCAUGAAGGGAUGCCUCUGCAGACAAUGCACUCCUGAGGUUUGCUCCUAUUGUGAUCUGGCAGUGCGUGACACAGACCAAAUGUCUUUGUCAAGGGACAGAAACCUUGAGGACCAGGAGCAGAAGAGCCGUGACCCUCAGCGUCUGUCUCCCUGACACGGCUGUAAUCUCACAGCAGGCUGUGCCCUCCUCUCCCAGGGGAUGUCUCACCUUUCCACACCACAUCAACUAGGAGAAAACAUUCAACAAGCUCCUCUAAUGUGACACCUGCUGCCAGGAGACUGGGGGGAGUGGGACUGUGACAGACCCAUCAGUCUUGCUCACUUUGAGACCUCCCUUCAUCUUCCCCAACAUGGGAAUGAAAAGUUCAGUGCCAAGAGAUUUUCCCUGAACCCACAACAAGCAAACAGCUCCAUCCCAGCACUGCUAUGAGCUGCUGUGACCUUGCACGUCAGGAACACCUCCGCUGUCCCCCUCGAGUGAUCCCAGCAGAAAGGUAAGAGCUUCCCAAAAUCCAACCAUCUCCUCAGGGAAGGGAUCUGGGAGGGAUGUGUCACCUCAUCCACUUUCCUCAAUGUCACCUG